GACGUCAACUGUCAUUCCCUGUGUCUUCCGUACUGUUUCAACAGUAACAGUACACAGAUCGCACGGGAAAGGUGCUUUCCUUCGUUCAGAAGUAAAGCCACACAGGCUCCGAGACUCCUUCGUUCAUAAGUAAAUCCACACAGGCUCCGGUGAAUCUCUGACGAAAGAAAGCCUGCUUUUGGCCUUUCUCUUGUUCUUUUCUGCUGUUGGGUUCUCUCUGCUUUUUUCUCGAUCCGUCUGCCGGACUCACCCGAGCCUUCGAACGAAAUACAAAAGAAGGCAGAAAUGUGAAGGGGGAAGGAGAAAGGGGAAGUUCGUCCUCGCGUUUCUCACUUUCGUUCGUUAUUUUUAUCGACCUUUCCAGUGUUUCCUAUGGCGUCUCGGAGCCCGGGGUCGACGCCGGGUUCCGUCCCAACCCCUGAUGAUGGCGGAAGAAUGUACGAGAGGAGUCCAGGGGGAACAACUGGUUCGUGCGAGAAUCCGUCUCCGGGGAGACCGAGAGGCGUGUGCUUCUCCUGCGGGAAGUCCGGCCACUGGUACCGGCAAUGCACGGAGCGGGGGAGCCGGAACCUUAGGACGCCCGAAUCGCCGACCGGAGACGGCUUGGUGGGGAAGAAGCUGUGCAGGUGUGGCGGUGGCCCCUGUUUGGUUCUCACUUCUCACACGUCGAAGAAUCCGGGAAGAAAGUUCUACAAGUGCCCCGUUAAGACGCCUGGUAUGAACUGCCAGUUAUUCGAGUGGUGCGACUCACCGUCUCCAUCGAGCGUUGCGAUCGAUUUUAGCCUUUAUCCAAUGUGCGCGUGUGGAGCUGGAAGAGCAAAACUGUCUUUGAAAAGGGAUGGCCCUUAUGCAGGGAAGCAUUGCUUCAUUUGCCCCAUCAAGAAGGGUCAAGGAGCAUGCAAUUUCUUGCAGUUGGAUGAUCAGCCUAUGAAGGAUAAGAAAAUAUCAGAUGCCCCUGGAGAUUCUAACAGAGUGGUUGAGAUUGGGGAUGCUUUACCAUAUGGCAGGGAAAGCAACAAGUACAAUGGUGAGACUCUUACCCAUGGAGAUUCUAACGUGGUAGUUGGGACUGGUGAUGCUUUACCAUAUGGCGAGGAAAGCGAGGAGUACAAUGGUGAGGCUCUUAUCCAUGGAGAUUCUAACGAAGAAGUUGGCACUGGUAAUGCUUUACCUUAUGGUAAGGAAAACGACGAGUACAAUGGUGAGACUCCGCUGAUCCAUGGAGAUUCUUGCAUAGGAGUUGGGACUGGUGAGACUCUGCUGCUUCGUGGAGAUUCUAGCUUAGUGGUUGGGACUGGUGAUGCUUUACCUUAUGGCAAGAAAAGCAACGAGUACAAUGGUGAGACCCUGCUGAUCCAUGGUUCAGAUAGAGAUGAAUCGUCGCAGGCUUUUCCAAGUGUCUGUCCUCAACCGGCCGCUGGAACGGCAUGUGGGGAAGAAAGUGAGAGGCCUAGGACGAUGGUGCCGCGGAAGCUCAAUUUCGAAGAUUCUGCAUCUGCUCUUAAUCCUCCAAAGAGUAAGCCCGGCAACUGUUACAAGUGCGGAAGGCCCGGCUAUUGGGUGAUCGACUGCCUUUCACAUAACUGAUCUGUGUCUGUGGUUGGUGCUAAGAGACCCAGAAGAGAAUGGCCAUGAAAAUAGCUAUCUAGACUAGAAAGCUUUUGUCUUUUUUUAUAUAUACGCUUGAGUACGUUGUGAGGAGACCUUGUCCGUGUGAGAACUAUUAUAGAUGGUGACAUUGCUGUAUUAUGAAGUCAUGUCUUGUUAACAUUUCUAAAUGUGAUGCAUGGCCUUGAAGGAAACAUACAUGGUCGAGGCCCCUAGCUAGUUGCAUAAAAAAAGUGUGUUCUUAGUA
This is a messenger RNA of Nymphaea colorata (pocket water lily), 1855 nucleotides long. RefSeq lists its product as uncharacterized. Lineage: Eukaryota; Viridiplantae; Streptophyta; Magnoliopsida; Nymphaeales; Nymphaeaceae. The coding region runs from base 373 to 1587 and encodes 404 amino acids. The record is from RefSeq and is a predicted model, not a curated record. The transcript is spliced from 3 exons. Gene Ontology annotation, molecular function: zinc ion binding; nucleic acid binding.